CUGCGAUCCACGGUGGCGCUUGCGGUGGCGAACUGGUAGUGGCGGUGGUUGCACUAAUGAAAUCUCUACUAUUUACCCUCUUUUGUUAGCUGGGUAGGGUCGUUUGUGCUUCUUUCUUUCUGUAGCUAUCUUUCACUUCUUCUUUGCAUUUGAUGGAUGCAAAAGGAAUUCACAAUGAAACAUUCCACGACUAUGGUUGAUGAUGUGACCCAAACCGGUCAUAGCUGUAGUGGAAAAUGCACGUUGAUGGUAUUUUGGAGGUCACAUGAUGGAUCGACCAUAUAAGAAUUGGGUACAUGUAAAAUAUACUAUAAAUAGGACGAAGAUAGGGAACGACACAUGCAACACAAGAUAUUGAAUGGAACCAUCGUAGAUGAACUAGAACAUAUCACUGUACCAAAUUGUGCAAUGAAUUCCUCCCGAAACAGUCUAAUCUACGUCAGGAUGAUUAUGGAUGAAUAGAAACUACACGACUUAUGUCAAUCCAACUUUUCGUCAUCAUAAUUAUAUUAACACACUUUCUAAAAAAAAAAUCAUCGCUAACAAUACAUAUAUAUGAAAGAUAUCUAAAUAUGGAUUCUAUCGAUAUUGUAGUUUCUUAUGCAGAUAUAAUAUGUUGCUAACGACCGAGCGAUGACAAUCCACCACGGAGCACCUAUUGUAAUGAAAAUACCAAGGUUGUCAACCCGCGGGUUGACUCGGAUCCGGUUGAGCUAGUGGGCUAAGGGUAAUGGGUCACCCGUUUUAGCCCGAAAAUGUGGAAAGCAUCAUUAUAUUGUACUUAUCCUGAUAAAUUAUAUCAAAUCUCAUCUAACAUAUGAGUUAUAACAUAUAAUAUUACACCAAAAUAACAUUUCGUACUUAGAUUCAACAUAUAGUGAAAAUUCACACACACUUAUAUAACAUUAAUAUUCAAAUGUUCAACUUAGGAUUCUAAAAAUUGAGUUAGGUGAAAAGAAAAAUCGGAAAAUAGGCGCAUUUCGCAAAACAAAGAAAAAAAUGACACAAUUUGACCUCCAACCAGGCUGGUACCUUGUAGCGGUCGACCCGACGGGUGCGUGCGGCCCGUUUUUUCACCGGGUCAGGGUUAAAAUGGAUCAACCCGUGGGUCGACCCGCGGGCUGACAACCUUGGAAAAUACUAACCAUUUGUGAAAGUAGGAAAGUUAAAUGACCAUAACAGCAAUAAAUUAUAAGUUCAGAAUAAACGCUUUAUCCAGUAUCGGGGAAAAUGAAAAAGAAGGAAAUAAUUGCGGAAAAUAUCCUCUGCUUAUCGCCCUCCUCUGCUAAAGUUCUAAGCUUUUUCCCGUCUCUCUCUCUCUCUCUCUCUCCCUCUCCCUCCCUCUCUUCGCAACUUCCUCUCCUGUUUCCUUCUCGUUCGCCGUUCGUUACCCGCCGUAUUUUAUUUAUUCAUUUUUCAUUCUCCAUUUUGGCUGCCUGACCGGAGACCAAACAAACCGUAUUCCUUAGUUCUUUUCUUCUUCGUCGUCUUCUUUUCCCCCCCUCAGUAGCCAGAGAGAAACAGAAUAGACUCUGCUACAGAGAUUAUCCGUUACAGAGACCUGACAAAGAGAACAAUAAUAAUACUAAUAUGUCGGCGUCGGUCUUUCCGGCGGUUGUCGUGUUAGUCGCCGCCCUGCUGGUUCAGUCAGCGCUGACGGUGGUCGGAGUAACUGGCGGCGGUGGUGAUUAUUUCCCGGCGGCGUUGAGUCUGGAGCGGGGAAUUCCGCAGCCGAGUCGUAGAGUGGGUCUGGGUCAGCUGAGUGCGCGAGACAGUGUCCGACAUCGGAGAAUGUUGCAGUCUACCUCCGGUGGUGUCGUCGAUUUCCCCGUUCAGGGGACCUUCGAUCCUUUCCUCGUUGGGCUGUAUUACACAAGAUUGCAAUUGGGUUCUCCACCAAAGGACUUCUAUGUACAGAUAGAUACAGGCAGUGAUGUUCUGUGGGUGAGCUGCAACAAUUGCGAUGGUUGCCCUGUUUCAAGUGGCCUUCAGAUUCCAAUGAAUUUCUAUGACUCUGGUAGCUCAUCAACUGCUUCGUUGAUAUCUUGUUCGGACCAACGAUGUGUCGUAGGACUGGAAGCUGCAGAUUCCGGGUGCUUACAGAACAAGAAUCAAUGUGGUUACACCUUCCAAUAUGGCGAUGGCAGUGGCACAUCAGGGUAUUAUGUAGCAGACAUGUUACAUCUUGAUACGAUUGUUGGGGGUUCCGUGACUACUAACUCAACCGUUCCUAUAGUAUUUGGGUGUAGCACUUUGCAAACUGGGGACUUGAAAAAGCCAGAUAGAGCAGUUGAUGGGAUCUUUGGUUUUGGACAACAAGGGAUGUCUGUGAUCUCCCAACUUGCUUCACAAGGAGCAGCACCAAGAGUGUUCUCUCACUGUUUGAAAGGUGAUGAUGCAGGUGGUGGCAUAUUGGUUCUUGGAGAAAUCGUGGAACCUAAUAUUGUCUAUACUCCACUUGUCGCUUCACAGCCUCACUACAAUGUGAAUCUGCAGAGCAUAUCGGUGGGCGGCCAAACUUUAUCUAUCGAUCCAUCUGUUUUUGGCACAUCAGACAAGAAAGGCACUAUAGUUGAUUCCGGAACAACCUUGGCGUACCUUGCAGAUGCAGCCUACGAUCCUUUUAUUAGUGCCAUAAAUAGUGAUGUUUCACAGACUGUGCGGCCAGUUGUUUCAAAGGGGCAACAGUGUUACUUGAUAACCACAAGAGUGAACGACCUCUUUCCUCAAGUUAGUUUACACUUCGCUGGUGGUGCAUCCAUGCUUUUGAAUCCUCAAGACUACCUUGUGCAGCAAAAUUCUGUUAAUGGUGCUUCGGUGUGGUGCAUUGGUUUCCAGAAAAUGCAAGGUCAAUCAAUAACAAUCUUAGGAGAUCUCAUUCUGAAAGACAAAAUCUUUGUUUAUGACCUAGCUAAUCAACGGAUUGGAUGGGCUAAUUAUGACUGUUCAACGUCGGUAAAUGUAUCUACAACCGAAAACACCGGCAGAACAGAAUUCGUGGACCCAGGGCAGCUGGGCAACAGCGGUUCACAGCAAAAUGCACGUCUAGACAGACUUAUACUACCAACUGUGAUGAUAGGUUUACUUCAUUUGCUCUUGCUUGGAAGCUGCCUGUUCUUGUAGCACAUACCCUGGUAACGUGUUAGUAUUCUCUCUUCCACUCAUCAUCGCUCAGGCCGGUCUUAUAUUUAGUGUGGACCGGCUGCAGUAAGCCCUCACUGAUUGAUUUGUCUUGGCAAUGGCUGCAUCUAAACUGCUGGGAUAGGAAAACUGGAAAUAUAUGUAUAGGUCUUUUCCUCAGUUUCCCUCAUGUUUUAAAGAUCUUGUUCUGUUAUCUUUGUAAAUUUUGUGUUCAUACGUACAGAGUAGGUCAGCAGCCCAUGAUUUACUAUACAUCAGGUGAGUUUGAUGUAUCCAUUCCACUCAAUUUGAAACCAUUGGAUUGAUCCAUUCAUAUGUAUCCCACAGUUUCAUGAUUUCAUCUCAACGUAAUCACCAUGAUAGUGCCAACAACAUAGCUUUCAAUAGCUUCCAGAUUAUAAUAGGGCCCGGAGGGCGACACUUCCUUUGACAAUAUCCUCAAGAACAAGUGGGCUUUGUCAACGGUUUAGGUGAAUGGUUUUUGCUUUGCUGACUGCACUAGGUCUCAGCAGGCAAGUUAAAGGUCCUCCCCCUCUUACAUCUUCCAUCCAGGUGUUGCUUCAAGAACAGGCGACUUCCAGACAUGAACUAACACACGAAUCAGGGAACAGUUUGCUAUACCGCGUAUUCGGCUGUUGUUUUGUACAGCUGCUCCGGAUCGAUGAAUUUUGUUACAUUGACAGACAUUGAACGCGGUAAGAUCGAUACCCGGAUUAAGACGAGUUGGAACUUAUUUAGUACCUUUGAACCACUAGCUAAAUGAAAGAGCAACAUUUUGGUGCAAUUUAGAGGGCAGUUAUAAAGCUUCAGGCUUUAGCUCAGCUAGUAUCAAGAUUAGGGCUGUCGGUUCGGGUCGGGUAACCGAACCCGAAAUCCAUAGAACCCGAAAACCCUAAACCCUCUCCUUAGGCAAAACCGAACCCGAACUCGAAACUGUCAUUUUCGGUUUUCGGGCACCCGAACCCGAAAAUUCCACUAACGGUUUCGGUUUGGUUAUAAUGAAACCCGAAAACCCGAAAACCAAAAAGGAAUGGUGACUACUGCAAACACUUGUCCAUUAACUAGCUCCAUUCAUUCUGCCAAAUACACUGCAUAUCCACCAAAUUUUAACUCAUUAGACGAGAAAGUAAAUUACACUUGACAUAGAAGAUUACACCAGCUAAUGAACUACUAAAACCGAACCAACUUCAACAAACACCAUGAUCUGCAGGAAUAGAUAGUUCCCCAGCAAAGCAAUCACCAAAGAGUGCCAAGGUUAUGCAACUUGUCAAUAACCUGAUGAAAGCCCUAGAAGUUGCUGCAACUAUGCAAGAACUUAGUUUAAGUGGUUUAAUUAGAAAACAUGACAUAAGGAAAGAAAGAAAGUAGAGACAGGAAGUACAACAGUUGAGGCGAAGGCUGAAAGGCCAAGAGGGCAGAUAGGAAGUACACCAAUAGACUAAUUAUGCAGCAGCAAAAUUAAACUUCUCAUAACCUAUUUCAUUGUAUGAUUCCACAACGUACUAAAAUCAAGAAAUUAACAAUAGAUAAAUGGAGCAAAAUCAA
Messenger RNA from Linum trigynum, 4686 nucleotides. NCBI's taxonomy places the organism in Eukaryota, Viridiplantae, Streptophyta, Magnoliopsida, Malpighiales, Linaceae. The record is from the annotation of a GenBank genome assembly.